This is a messenger RNA of Umbelopsis ramanniana AG, 417 nucleotides long. RefSeq lists its product as uncharacterized. Gene Ontology annotation, biological process: sexual reproduction; regulation of DNA-templated transcription. The transcript has a single exon. The annotation marks the transcript as partial. The record is from RefSeq and is a predicted model, not a curated record. NCBI's taxonomy places the organism in Eukaryota, Fungi, Mucoromycota, Umbelopsidomycetes, Umbelopsidales, Umbelopsidaceae. Gene Ontology annotation, cellular component: Ste12p-Dig1p-Dig2p complex; Tec1p-Ste12p-Dig1p complex; nucleus. Gene Ontology annotation, molecular function: DNA-binding transcription factor activity.
AUGAUAAAACGUUGUGUACUACCUGGCACAUGCGACUCAAUUUCCUGCGUUCUAUGGAAAGGGUUGCUAUACAUCACUGGAACCGACAUUGUUCGGUCCUUACUCUUUAGGUUUCACGCAUUUGGUCGACUUGUUACCAACAUCAAGAAAUUUGAAGAAGGCAUCUUUAGCGAUCUUCGUAACCUUAAGCCAGGAACUGACUCCUGCCUGGAAUGCCCUAAAUCGGAUUUCUUAGAUUUACUAUACAAGUACAAAUGUAUCCGAACGCAGAAGAAACAAAAAGUAUUUUGCUGGUUUUCUGUUCCACACGACAGACUGUUCUUGGAUGCUCUGGAGAGGGACCUCAAACGAGAAAACAUGGGAAUGGAAACAUCCACCAUUGCUUUUGCUGAACCUUCGCUCUCUUUUACAUUUAAC